Messenger RNA from Galleria mellonella (greater wax moth), 1670 nucleotides. It is a transcript of the gene uri, whose product is annotated as unconventional prefoldin RPB5 interactor-like protein. Lineage: Eukaryota; Metazoa; Arthropoda; Insecta; Lepidoptera; Pyralidae. The record is from RefSeq and is a predicted model, not a curated record. Gene Ontology annotation, molecular function: phosphatase inhibitor activity; transcription corepressor activity; chromatin binding. Bases 166 to 1548 code for a protein of 460 amino acids. Gene Ontology annotation, biological process: negative regulation of phosphatase activity; negative regulation of transcription by RNA polymerase II. The transcript has 4 exons.
UUGUCACAUAUUAGAAAUGUCUAACAAACAAAGUUCUAUCAAAUUUUACAUUGUUUUAAAUUACCUACCUAGAGGUUAAGUUAGAUUGUUUUUAUUUAUAUUUACAUAUCGGACUGAUUUACUUGAUAUUCAAAAAACAAUAGAAUUGUAGUCAGAACAUAAACAAUGAAUAUAAUCAGAAACGCUAAUAUAAAAAGUAUAUACGAAAAUGCAAGUAACUUGCAGUUUUGGGAGGACUAUCUGAAUAACCUAAAGUCCUUAGACUUUAGCGUGUACAGCGAUAAGUUGACCGUACCAACUCUUGUUCCCAUUGGGAAUAAAAUACUUUUUAGAGGAUAUUUAAAACAUACGAAUGAAGUCACAGUGUCCUUGGGUGCUGAUUACUUUGCUAAAUGUUCCUUGAAGCAAGCAGAAAUCCUACGUCAACAUAGGAUUAAAGAUGCACAGUCUAAAGUUGACAUAUAUACAAAGGAAAAAGAAUAUCUUGAAAAUCAAUUACUAUUCAAAAAUAAUGUUAAAGAAAAUGUUGGUCAAGAAAUUAUAGAAGUACAUACAGAUGAAGAGGACAAAGCCUGGAGGGAGAAACAUAGCCAAAAUGUAAGAAACUACAAAAAACAACAAAAAGCUCAUAAUGAACAAAUGACUGGUGAUGUAACUGAUGAAGAACUAUGGUACAGAUUAGAAGAAUUAGAAUUACAAGAGGAAUUAGAAAAUCAAAUGCUACUUGUGGAUGAUACAAAAAAUAGUGAAAAUUUUAAUAAUUCACAAAAGUCAUUAAUAACAAAGGAAUCAGAUGUAUCAUCAGAUGUGUUAUCAGAGUAUACAGAACAGAAAGAUAAUACAGAACAAACUGCAAAACACAAUUAUAAAAUAUCAGUCGAUCCAAAAACAACUCCACAACAAACAUCAAAAUUGGAUUUAUUGCAACAAGUAUUAGAUAAACAAACAGAAUUGGAACAGAAGCUCACAGAAUUGAAGUGCAAGGAAAGGACUGAAACAAAGACGGAGCAAGAUUUAAUUGCAAGGUUAGAUGAAAUGGACGCCCUCGAGGAACUCGAAGAUGAAAUAGACCGAUUGGAAAAUAAUAUUUUGGAAGCAAAUGGUUUUGAAAGUGAUGGAAAGGAUGUUGCUACUACAAAAUCUGCUACAGUUAAAAGGGGUGUUUCAUUUGCUGAUGAAGAUGAUAGUGAAACAAUAGACAUUGUUUUCAAACAUAGUACAGUUGAACCAUCUAAAGAACCCUACAAUCCUGACAAUGGUAUGAAGAAACCUAGUGACAUCUACUAUGCUUAUCCAAACCUUUUUAAUGAAACUACAUCUAUUCUCAAAAAAACAAAAUAUGACUCUAAUAUGGAUUAUGAAGGUGAAACAAGAAAUAUUAAUAAUGUAUCAGUAGCUGAAUCUAAUCAGAUACCUAUAAAUAAAACUAUAGUUGUCAGUGAUAUUAUAGAAAGAACAGACCAGCAUGAUAAUAAAUUACAAAAUGAGAGUCGGCCUACAAGUCUUUUUAGGAAAAAAAGACUACAAAAUAAAUCUUCGCAAGCCUAAUUCAAACAUGUACUAUGUGAUAAGAUUAAAUGCAAAUCCAAAUCACCAGAAAAGUAAUUUUAAUGUAUAUAAAAUUACAUGUACCGCUAAUUCUAUAAAUAAAUAUUAUGAACAAAUAAAAA